Messenger RNA from Leishmania braziliensis MHOM/BR/75/M2904, 699 nucleotides. RefSeq lists its product as hypothetical. The record is from RefSeq and is a predicted model, not a curated record. Gene Ontology annotation, molecular function: protein binding. The transcript has a single exon. NCBI's taxonomy places the organism in Eukaryota, Euglenozoa, Kinetoplastea, Trypanosomatida, Trypanosomatidae. Gene Ontology annotation, biological process: cytoplasmic translation. Bases 1 to 699 code for a protein of 232 amino acids.
AUGCCACCAGCGACCGAAGCUCAGGAGAUGGAGAUGGAGAUGGUACAGGGGAUGUACGAUACGUACGAGCUCCUCUCCGACGACCCGCCGUCGUACUGCGUCUCUUUAGCUGCCACGGAGGAUGAGCCGCCGCAGCUGAAGGUAAUCAUCACCUACCCCACCGAGGACUACCCGGAAUCGGCACCGUGCGCUGUCACGUUAGAGUGCAUUGCCAAGACGUGCCGCAUUCAAGUGGGCACCAUAACGAAGCAAGUCGCCACCACCUGCGAGGAAAACAUCGGCCUGCACAGCGUUGUGCUUGUGCUUCAGCAGGUGCAGGAGUUUCUGUCGCGCGCUAUCGAAGAAGAAGAGAGGGCAGACCUGCUUCGCCGUGGAGAAAUAAUCGCAACUGAGGCGGCAAAGCGUGCCGGUGCUGUGGAGGAGGACCCGACCAUCCGACUAGGCACAGCAGCCACGCGGGAGCUCUUCGAGGAGUGGAUCCUCAAGCACAACGCAGAGAAGGCUAAGGCGCGGGCGGAACGCGAGAAGAAAGAAGUGAAGGUAUCUGCCUCGAAGCUGUCGGGCCGACAACUCUGGGAUAAUAGUCUGAAAUCCGCUGAUUGGGCGCUGUUUGGGGGUGAAGUCGAAGAGGAUGGCGGCGGGGAUGUGGACUUUGACUCUAUGAAGGAUCUGAACGAGGAUGAGUUUGAUCUUGUGUAA